Prinia subflava (tawny-flanked prinia) is the source of this 5268-nucleotide messenger RNA. It is a transcript of the gene EPS8, whose product is annotated as EGFR pathway substrate 8, signaling adaptor. Gene Ontology annotation, biological process: Rho protein signal transduction; regulation of Rho protein signal transduction; positive regulation of ruffle assembly. The coding region runs from base 1454 to 3964 and encodes 836 amino acids. The transcript is spliced from 23 exons. The record is from RefSeq and is a predicted model, not a curated record. Gene Ontology annotation, molecular function: actin binding. NCBI's taxonomy places the organism in Eukaryota, Metazoa, Chordata, Aves, Passeriformes, Cisticolidae. Gene Ontology annotation, cellular component: ruffle membrane; plasma membrane; vesicle.
UCUCUCUCUCUCUUUUGUUUCCUCUAAGCAGGGUUAAGGUGAACUCCUAAGCAAUUGCGGAGUGAGGCCCCACCUCUCCCAGGCUGGUGAGCAGGCUCAGGUUACUCUGUGCUGCUGCUGCUUCUCAGGAGCCCACGGUGAACUUCACUGCUGCCCUCAGCCCCAGCCUGCCAGAGCCUGGCUAAACAACCCCCUGGGCAGAGCUCACACCUGAUUGCAGCGAGGUUUGCCGGCAAACACCGCGUCCAGGAUGGACUAGCACCGCUCGAGAAGAGAUUCUGCAGCCAAAUUAAUGCAAACAGCAGCUGAGCAGCGCUAUGGUCCUGUCCUUUUUAUCAAAGCCGGGGAAAUCCGUGUCCUCCCUGGAGGAGCCGUCAGGGGCAGGGCUCUGGCAGCGAUGGCUCUGACCUCACCUGCUUCUGCAAAUGAGUCACGGAGCGCUAUAAAAAGCACGGACCUGCCGAGUCUGGGUUCUUGGAACUGAGUGGCAAUUUCAGCAGGCAGCUGCUCUUUCGUGAGUUUGUGAUUUUCCUCUGCAGGUUUUUGGAGAGGGCCUGGAAUCACAGGAACUUUGCAGCAUCAAGGACCUGUUGCUCCCUUUGGAUAACCUCAGUGGAAAUUGCUGUUUGGUCCAGAUGUGAUUCUGAUCUUCCAUGGGGAUCUUGGUGAAGCCUGGAGGGAGCCUCGGGAACGUAACUGAGCAGGUGUGUAAAUCUUUCUGGAUCGGCGAUUGAAUCCUAUCAAAAAUCAGGAGCAGAACCUCAAAAAUCAGAUUAGCUCUCCUGUGCACCACCUGAACAGAGAUUCUUUUCUAUGUCUGAUGCUGUUAAAAGAUUUAUGCUUUCUAGCUUUUCUCUGGAGUCACAUAAGGCAAAAACUUAUUUGAAAGAGCAAUCAGUGAAAGCAGAUUCUCGUGGAACAGCCCGGUUUUAGGAGGGGAAGUAGCUCAUUACAGCAAUCCCGACUGUGCUAGCAGAGUGGCGUGAGGACUUUGCCUACCUGCAAGCCUUGCCCAUAGGGACCGUCCCCUGCGCUGAGCGACAGCCACGUGUAAAUUGUCAGAGUGGGGAGGAAUGCGGUGCCAGAUGGAAACAACAUAAACAGCUGGCAGAUUUCAUCCGGGAUUUCAAGCGAAGACGGGGGACUUUUGUUCUCGUAGACCAGUCGUUCCAAAGGUGCUUUAGCUACAUCUACUUCUUCGGAGAAGGAUGUUGCUUUGGAGUCGUGUGAUUUGUCCCGUUGGGCAGCUGCCUUGUGGGUGCCUCUGGAGAGAUGCCAGCCAGCUGAAUUAAGCAGUGGCAGGGACAGCAUCUACCCAGGUGAAGUUUUGAAGCCAGGCACGUGGCAUUUGCACAAGUGAUCACUGACUGCGGGAUCUGCUGUUGUUCAGCCCAUUUUCUUCCAGGAAACAAUUGCUGAGUUACGUCGUUUCUCCCAGUGAGUGACAGUGAGGAUGAAUGGACACAUAUCAAACACCCCUCCCGGUGGAUAUGGAAGUUACUUCCCUCAAAUGAAUGGCUAUGGCUCCCCAACGUUUGCUCAGGCAGAGAGGGAGCAGAAUUCAAGAACAAGUGCAAAAGCUCUCUAUGAACAAAGAAAGAAUUAUGCACGAGACAGUGUCAGCAGCAUAUCUGAAACGUCACAGUACCAUGUGGAGCACUUGACCACCUUUGUUCUGGACCGAAAAGAGGCAAUGAUUACAGUGGAUGAUGGAAUAAGGAAGCUGAAAUUGCUGGAUGCCAAAGGCAAAGUGUGGACUCAGGACAUGAUUCUUCAAGUGGAUGACAAAGCUGUCAGUUUGGUGGACUUGGAAUCAAAGAAUGAACUGGAGAAUUUUCCUUUAAGCACAAUUCAGCAUUGCCAAGCUGUGAUGAAUGCAUGCAACUACAAUUCAAUUCUUGCAUUAAUAUGUAAAGAACCAACCCAAAACAAGCCUGAUUUACAUCUUUUCCAGUGUGAUGAAAUUAAGGCUACCCUUAUUCAUGACGAUAUUGAAAGUGCAAUCAGUGACAGUAAAAGUGGGAAACAAAAGAAGAGGCUUGAGACACUGAGGAUGAUCUCCAAGGCUGACGGGGCCAUCCCGCCGCCGCCGCGGGCACCGGCCCCGGGGCCCCCCGGCACCCUCACACAGGUGGACGUGCGGAGCCGCGUGGCUGCGUGGUCGGCAUGGGCCUCGGAGCAGGGCGACUAUGAAAAGCACAGACAAUACCACGAGCAGGAAGAAACAGCAGAGAUGAUAGCAGCCAGGAUUGACAGAGAUGUUCAAAUUCUGAACCAUAUUUUGGAUGACAUAGAGUAUUUUGUUACCAAACUGCAAAAAGCCGCUGAAGCUUUUGCUGAACUUUCAAAGAGGAAGAAAACUAAAAAAAACAAAAAGAAAGGACCUGGAGAGGGUGUUCUUACUCUCCGUGCAAAGCCACCACCUCCAGAUGAAUUUGUUGACUGCUUCCAAAAAUUCAAGCAUGGCUUCAAUCUUCUGGCCAAGUUGAAGUUCCACAUCCAAAAUCCCAGUGCAGCUGAUCUGGUUCAUUUUCUCUUUACCCCACUACAUAUGGUGGUGCAGACAACAGGAGGUCCAGAGCUUGCCAGCACAGUGCUCAGCCCCCUCCUGACAAAAGACACCGUGGACUUCCUGCGCUACACCGUCACCAGCGAGGAGGGACAGCUCUGGAUGUCCCUGGGAGACUCGUGGACCAAAGCCAGAGCUGAAUGGCCAAAAGACCAUUUUAUUCCUCCUUAUGUCCCCCGCUUCCGAAAUGGUUGGGAGCCCCCCCUGCUGAACUUCAUGGGAGCCCCAAAGGAGCAGGAGCUCAACCACUUGGCCGAGUCUGUGGCAAACGUGGCAGAGCAGCAGCGGAAGCAGGAGAUGAAAAGACUGUCAAGCGAGCCUCCCGGCGUGCCCGACUACCCCCCGGCGGAUGGGUAUGCAUUCAGUAACACGGCCUACAAGAGAGGGCCUCUGCUGGACCAGGGGGCAGCUGUGGCUGCCUUUAAGCAAACUGUUAGCCGACAUGUAGAUAGAAACUAUGAAGCACACAAUAAAGCACAGAGCAAGAAAUAUGCCAAAUGCAAGUACGAAUUCGUGGCAAGAAACAACAGUGAGCUUUCUGUCAUGAAAGAAGAGAUUGUGGAGAUUCUGGACGACAGAAAGCAGUGGUGGAAGGUUCAGAACAAAAGUGGCAGCACGGGCUUUGUGCCAAACAACAUUUUGGACCCUCUGAGGAACGUGGAAGGCGCUCAGGGAUGGCCAGAGCCUGCCUACACCCGCACCAUCCAGAAACAGAGGACGGACUACGUGGCGAAGCAACCUGACGCGGCUCCCGCGACGCCCUCACCUCCGCCCACGCCCGCCCCUGUCCCCGUGGCUGUCCCCGUGGCUGUCCCCGUGGCUGUCCCCCUGCCUCCCAGUGCCCCAGCUCCCAUCCCAGUGCCCGUGCCCAAGGCUCCGGCCGCCGUCAGCCGCCAGAGCAGCACCUCCAGCGACAGCGGCGGCAGCGUGGCCCGCGACGCCCAGCGGCAGAAGCAGAUUCCUGUGGACCGCAGGAAAUCCCAGAUGGAGGAGGUGCAGGACGAGCUCGUUCACCGCCUCACCAUCGGCAGGAGCGCUGCCCAGAGGAAAUUCCACGUGCCCCGGCCCAACAUCCCGGUGGUGAAUAUCACCUACGACUCCUCGCCCGAGGACGUCAAAGCCUGGCUGCAGUCCAAGGGCUUCAACCCCGUGACUGUGAACAGCCUCGGGGUGCUGACGGGGGCUCAGCUCUUCUCCCUCAACAAGGAGGAGCUGAGGACUGUCUGCCCAGAAGGGUCCAGAGUCUACAGCCAAAUCACGGUACAGAAAUCUGCCUUGGAGGCUAACAGUGGUAGUUCAGAACUGCAAGAAAUUAUGAGAAGACGGCAAGAAAAAAUCAGUGCAGCUGCCACAGAUUCAGGUGUGGAGUCCUUUGAUGAAGGAAGCAGUCACUAAAUAUAUUUCCUCUUUUCUUUAUCUCCAUUGUCCAUAGCAUUAAACCAUCCAGCUUUGCUUUAGGAAGCAGUGAAGGGGAAUGUCUUAUUGUAUUGUAAAGGUAACUAGCCAACAUAAAGAAAAUUUACAGUAGGCUCCACAGAGGUACCUGCUGCUGGCUCCUCACCAUGAAAAAUGAACAGAAAUUCAGUGGAGGUUCCUGACAGGUGAAAAUAUUGGUCCAUGAUUCAUUUACACCCAGAGAUGAGUCCUGGCUUUAUGGAAUUAACAUGACGGAUAAAUUGGAGCGUGUCUUUGCUGGUGAUUCAUCUGAGGGAAGCUGAGCCAGCAAUAAAAAAGCGUUUGAACCCUUCAGUAAUAAUAAUAUUCUGAGUCCCAUCUCUUGCAGUAGUGAGCAGUUGUGUCUCUUUUGGCUCAGUCUUUCUUGGCUGCAGGAUGUUUACUGCAGUUGUCGACUCCAGCACAUGUAGAGGAAAUGUUUAGGGAAUGAACAGCAGCCCAACACAGACUGAAUCUUUCCUGCAUCACUCCCAAGAUGUUUUAUUACUAAUGAUGCUGUUUCUAGAAAAAUAAUGUUCUAUACAUUGAUUUUAUCCGUAUUUCACCUGUGAUGAACUAUAAUAUUGCACAAGAAGGAGUAACUAGAGAAUAGUAACACAACCCAGCUCAAUGAGAUGAGAUCUGCUGUAGCCAUGCAACAACUCACAGUACUUUUUUUUUAUAUAAUUGCAUUUUUUUUGUCUGUAACUUAACCCAUCCAAAGGAACGGUGUAUCAUCUAGACUUCUCUGUGUGUUGAUCCCAGGUAUCAGUUUUUCCUCAUGCAAAAAAGCCUUUGUAAUUUCCUUUAUAAAUGUAAUCUCUUGGAAAAGUGUGUUCCUGAAGGCAAAACAGGGAAAAAAAAAAAGAAAAGAGAAAUGUCCCUUGCAGAAAAUGUUAUUUUUGGAGAUGCAAUGAUUUUUGUCACAAAAUGUUCUGUUUUACAUGGUCAUGUGAUUUUAUAUAUAAUAUAUGUAUUAUAUAUAAUAUAUAAUAUCACUUAAUUUAGACAAAUUUAAUCAUCUAGUUUGAUUAAGUUUCAUAGUGCCUUUUUCACAUGAAUCAGCUUAAAGUCUGCAAUAAACAUUAUUUCUUGUCUGUUAAAAUUGUUGUAUCUUUGUGGCUACAAAGACAGUACUGAAAUAAGAAAGUAACUUUGAUUUUUGCCAUUAGUUUGCUUUUCCUCUGCAUACAAGGGAAAAAAAAUCUAUUCAUUUUUUCACAAAUGAAAAAUUAAAAUCUUAAUAAAGGUGUUAGUGCCAUUUA